GAUGAAUUAUAGGCAAAAGAAUUUUCUCAAGGGAGAUGUUUAACAUUUGAAUGGUGCAAAUUAGUGAAUUGGAGGAGGGAUCUUUACCGUGCAGCCACCCACUUAUUUAACACUACCAGUUUAGCUUCUAAAAGCAAAAUCAUCGUGAACGUUGGGUUGUGUGCUUCCACUGCCGUGAGAAUAUGGUUUUACUGUGAUGGAAAUGAUGACCAACAAUGGCAACAAGGACGUGAUUUUGAGAUAUAUGUAUUGAUCAUGCGUCUUUGGUUUCGAAGCAACAGAAGAGAAGGAGAAGAAGAAGAAGAGGUCAUUCAAAAUCAAUCCUAUCCUAGCUAUUUCUCAUAUCUGUCAGAAAUGGAGGGCGAUGGUGAGGAUCAGACGGAUGUGGUGCUGCAAGUCACGCAAAUUGCGGAUAUUACAUAUGCCAGGGUUGCUGCAAAUACGUAUAUUCCGGUUUAUCAUACGGUGAACAAACGUGUAUUAGACAGACGUGCAUUCGAAAAUUUAAACCAAUUGGAAGAUACAGUUGACCGAAUAAUUGGUGAAUUUUUAGGGGAUUCUCAGGACUUUGUUAGGGUUUACGUGGAUGUCAAUGGAGAUACAUUGAAUCCUACUCAACUGGGGUGGCCGGAUUUUAUCAUUAGCUUGAAUUGCAUUAUAAUUCAACAAUAUCAUCUUCCCCAAUAGAUUGUUUCUGUAAUUUCUUGUCAAAUUUGAACUGUUUCAACUCAUAUAUAUGGUUUGUGUGUUGUCGUUUUGGAGUUAUAGCCAUUGACAACAAUUGAAGGAAUCCUUUACUGAAAUAAACUCUGCAGUUUUUAAUUA
Messenger RNA from Jatropha curcas, 825 nucleotides. NCBI's taxonomy places the organism in Eukaryota, Viridiplantae, Streptophyta, Magnoliopsida, Malpighiales, Euphorbiaceae. The record is from RefSeq and is a predicted model, not a curated record.